Triticum turgidum subsp. durum (durum wheat) is the source of this 2655-nucleotide messenger RNA. Lineage: Eukaryota; Viridiplantae; Streptophyta; Magnoliopsida; Poales; Poaceae. The record is from the annotation of a GenBank genome assembly.
AUGGAGGCGGCUGUGGUCAGUGCAGCGACGGGAGCCUUGAAACCUGUCCUGGAGAAGCUAGGCGCUCUGGUGGGCAAUAAGUACAAGAGGUUCAAGGCUGUGCGUGGCGACAUCAAGUCGCUCACCCAUGAACUCACCACCAUGGAUGCAUUUCUUCUCAAGAUGUCAGAGGAGGAGGAUCUUGAUGUGCAAGAUAAGGUGUGGAUGAAUGAGGUGCGUGAGCUCUCCUAUGACAUGGAGGACUCCAUCGAUGACUUCAUGCAAAGUGUGGGCAGCGAAAAUUCAAAGCCAGAUGGUUUCUUGGAAAAGAUGAAGAACUCGUUGGGCAAGAUGAAGGCUCGUCAUCGGAUCGGCAAGGAGAUACUAGAUCUAAAGAAGCAAAUCACUGAGGUGGCGGAGAGGAAUGAAAGGUACAAGGCCCGUGAGACCUUCUCCAAGAAAAAAAAUGCAACCAUCGACCCCAGAGCUCUUGCCAUCUUUCAGCAUGCCUCCGAGCUUGUAGGAAUUGAUGAACCCAAGGCCGAGGUAAUUAAACUGUUGACCGAAGGUGCAUCAACACAAACUAAAAUGAAGUUGGUAUCCAUCGUGGGAUCCGGAGGAAUGGGAAAGACAACUCUUGCAAACCAAGUGUUUCAAGAUCUCAAAGGAAAAUUUAAAUGUUGGGCCUUCUUAUCUGUGUCAAGGAAUCCAGACAUGAUGAAUAUCCUAAGGACUAUUCUUAGUGAAGUUAGUGGCCAACGUUACGCUGACACCGAAGCAGGGAGUGUACAACAACUCAUCAUCAAGAUCACUGAUUUCCUAGUAAACAAAAGGUAUUUUGUUGUUCUUGACGAUAUAUGGGACGUGGAUACAUGGCAUGUUCUUAAGCUUGCACUUCCCGUGGCUAGUUCUGGCAGUUUCAUAAUCACCACUACUCGUAUAAAUGAAGUAGCUAAAUCAUGUCGUUCAACACCAUUCAUUGGAGAUAUUUAUUGCAUAAGGCCUCUUGAUAUGGUGCACUCUAAGCAGUUAUUUUACACAAGAUUAUUCAACUCUGAAGAAAAAUGCCCAUCAUACCUUAAAAAGGUUUCUGAACAUAUUUUGAUAAAAUGUGCUGGGUUGCCUCUAGCAAUCAUUGCUAUAUCUGGUUUGUUGGCGAAUACUGAAAGGACAGAGGGUCCAUGGAGACAAGUUGAAGAUUCGAUUGGUCGAGCACUUGAAAGAAAUCCCAGUGUUGAAGGAAUGAUGAAGAUAUUGUCACUUAGUUACUUUGAACUACCUGCUCAUCUAAAAUCUUGUCUCUUAUGUUUGAGUAUAUUCCCUGAAGAUUCUAUUAUUAAGAAGAAGGUUUUGAUAAAUAGGUGGAUUGCUGAAAGAAUAAUUCACACAGAAGCCGGAUAUAGUACAACAUAUGAGCUUGGUGAAAGGUGUUUUAAUGAGCUUAUCAAUAGGAGUUUGAUGCAACCUGGGAAGACAGGCUCAUUUGAUAGGGUCAAGAGUUGUCGACUUCAUGACACAAUUCUUGAUUUCAUCAUAUCCAAAUCUAUCGAAGAAAACUUUGUUACUUUGGUAGGUGUUCUUCCUAAUUUAACUGUUGGGAUAGAAAGGAAAGUUCGUCGGCUCUCCCUUCAAGACGCCAAGCAAAAAGAACUGAUAUUGCCAAGAGGCUUGGGGUUGUCUCAUGUACGAUCACUUGAUAUGUUCGGGAUAUCAGUGAAAAUCCCUUCUAUGGAUAAGUUCAGGCAUUUGCGUUUUCUGAACUUUGAAGGUUGCAAACAGCUAGAGAACCAUCAUCUUGAAAAUAUAGGGAUGUUGUUUCAGCUGAGGUAUCUGAGCCUCCUAAGAGCGGAGAAAGUAAGUAAGCUCCCAGAACAAAUAGGACACCUAUGGUGCUUAGAGAUAUUGGAUAUAAGAGCCACCUCUGUUUGUGAGUUACCAACAUCUAUUGUCAAUCUUAAGAGACUGUUGCACCUACUAGUCAACGACAAUGUCACAUUUCCUUGUGGAAUUUCAAAGCUGCAAGCACUACAGAAAUUGAAGCUUGUCAGCGUCUAUAGCCAGUCAUGUAACUUCCUGCAAGAAUUUGGGCAGCUGCAGAGUCUGAAGGUAUUGUCCCUUGUUUUUGCCGAUUAUAGUUCUGCUGACCGAGUGUAUCCUGAAGAUGAGCCUAAGAAAGUUGUCAUUGUCGCUUCCCUUAAAAACCCAGGGAACCUUCUCUCUCUAACUGUUCGGUAUGGCCCCGAAUUAGUAGAGGAAUCUUUGUGCCCUAUGCCACUUAGCCUCCGGACGUUUAAGGCCUUGGGUUCGAGGAUUCCCCAUGUUCCAGAGUGGGUGGGCUCCCUUGUCAACCUCCAUGAUUUAAGCCUUGAAUUGGUGGGAGCUGAGCAGAAAGAUUUCUAUAUCCUUGGAGGCUUACCUCUUCUGCAAUAUCUGGUUCUGGCCCCUGAUGAAAGUGAAAUACCAGAAGAGUGGCCUGAAAUCAUAGUCAGUGGUGAAGUUGGAUUCCCAUCCUUGAGGGUAUUUGUGUCUACUAUGAUGACUAUUAGUUUGACGUUUGCGCCUGGAGCCAUGUUUUUGAUCCCUCUAGCUUUUGUGGUUUUUGUCGAUGGUGAAGAAGUAGGAGGAGAGCCAGAAGAGCAAAGCCGACGACAGGUGGCCCAAAUUCAACUCAGCUGA